Homarus americanus (American lobster) is the source of this 1632-nucleotide messenger RNA. RefSeq lists its product as uncharacterized. The transcript has 2 exons. The record is from RefSeq and is a predicted model, not a curated record. The coding region runs from base 382 to 1326 and encodes 314 amino acids. Lineage: Eukaryota; Metazoa; Arthropoda; Malacostraca; Decapoda; Nephropidae.
CAGCAUACACACACGCAGUCGUAGCCGCCACUCUGGCCCGAGAAGCCGCUCCUAGCACCUGCCUGUCUACCGCCACCAUAGAUGAACACCACUUACAAGGUCCUUAAACCAUGUAUAGUGAAGGACUCUUCAUGUUAACUGUGAGACGUAGUGAUGUGUUUGAGUGCGGCUCAGUGGCGGUGGUGUUGGUGUUGAGGGAGGGUGUGUAUGUGACGUAAACCAGUGGUAGGACACGUGAUACAGUGAGUGGAGCGCGGUGCAGUGUGUCUCAGUCUCUUGUAGUCUACCUUUUCUGUCUACGAUCCCAAAAGGAAAGAGUCACUGCAGCCAGGGAGACAUAUCCUACUGUCUAGGUCUUCUCGAUACAACCAAAUCACCAGGAUGACUCACAUACCUCCCGUCAUCCCCUUUGUUGACCACGAAGGAUUUCCAAAAGUCGUCGACGCUGAGAAAGUGACUUUAGGUUAUCCUCAGAAGGACAGUGAGAGUGGUGAGCUGGUGAGAGAUAAGGUGGUCAUCCUCAGAAGACCUCGACACCCUGCGUUGUUUCACACUCACUCCCUCACCACCAGGAAUACCAUACCGAGCUCUUUCAUGCUGAUGAAAGAGCAAAAAAAGUUUGGAGGUUUCAGGAUACAGGAUUUUACCCGGGGUCCUGCCAAGUUUAAGCUGCGUCAGGGUAGUAUGAGGUACCAGCGGAAGCCUGUGGGGCCCACCUUUCAGACGCGCGUUUGCAUGGAGCGGGGCGUGCCUGUGAGUUACACCACCACACGCACCCCCCACACGGAUCUCAUAUCCCCUGAGGAAGUCCCUGGAGUAAGAAGAAUAUUUCGAGUACCUUGUGAAAGUCUUCCCUCAGACCAAAGUGAAAAACCCUUGAGAAACCCCAAAGUUAUUUGUGUGAGUAUCUGGGAAGAAUUUCUGUACGGAACGUCUGUGUUGGAUGUUAUGACGGGUCAUGGGGGGGAGGAGCCUGACGGGCCUAUUGGAGUCUUGCGCGCGCAUCUCAAACGAUAUUUAUCGGCAACAGUGAUAGACAUGUUGGUGCUCUCUGUUUACUUUACUCUAUAUUUUCUGUCGUGUUUAGCAUACAAUGAUUUCUGGGAACUUGGGUUGUAUAUGUUAUUAGCUAAUCACUUACAAAUUCACGAGAAAGCAUAUAAGAGAAAAAUGCGGAUCGAUUUCACCGGCAGCGCCUUCCAAGGACCAGCUUAUGUGUGUGUGAGGACUUGGUGUCAACACUGUAUCGAGAAAGACAGAGAAAAGGUGAUGUUCGGGUUAAUGAAGAAAAUGAAGGCAGACAUAAGAGGUACUAGUGAGUGUUAGCUGCUGUGAAUCAGUGUUGUGACGCAACAGUAUUAUGUAAGUUACGUGUUGUUCUCUGUGUUCUGUUCAGUGCAAAAGAAAGAAGACAAAAUAUACUUUUUGCAGAUCAAUUUAAAAUAUAGAUCUUUUAUAUGAACCUAAAACUACCACAUAAAACAAUAAACGAAAUAACUUGAUAUUAAAAGUUUUGAUGGUAUCCUGCUUUUGCUUGUUCUUGACGGCCUCACUAACUCAACGAGUGUCAAUGUUUUGUUUUAAUACUGUACAUAUUGAUGUAUUUUAAGAAACGUCUUCCUGCCUUCUUCA